CGGUGUAGCUCGGGUGUUGCUACCCAAAGCAUCGAGAAAUGCAGCCGAGGGGUAGUACCAGCGGGCCGGGCAGAUUUCUCAGCAUCAGCGCGGGGCUUUUGGGUCUCGGAUUUCCUCCAUUCCUCCGGUUUUGGUGCUCGGCUGAACCGCGGACCUGAUGGACGUGUUCAGCUUUAGGAUGCCCAAGCUACCAGGCCACAGGACCAAAUCCUCCGGCGGAUGGACAUCUUCACCUCACAGGUCUGUACACGGAUGGGACACAGUGUCCAGUGAUCAGAACUGCUUUAUUGAUCAAGUUACUCAAUGCAGUUCUCUAGAGGAUGUUCGGCUGGGGCUUGAGGGUGAUAAAUUGGCACCUCGGAAAGUGGAGAUGAGACGGGACCCAAUUUUGGGCUUCGGCUUUGUAGCGGGAAGUGAAAAACCUGUUGUGGUUCGUUCAGUAACUCCAGGAGGUCCGUCUGAGGGGAAAUUGACUCCCGGAGAUGAAAUCAUUAUGAUAAACGAUGAAGCGGUCAGCAGUGCUUCCAGAGAACGAGUGAUCGAUCUGGUCAGAAACUGUAAGGAGACCAUUGUGUUGACGGUUGUCCAGCCCUACCCUUCACCCAAGUCAGCCUUCAUGAGUGCUGCCAAAAAGGCGAAGCUGAAAUCAAACCCGGUGAAAGUGAGAUUUGCUGAAGAGGUCAUAGUUAAUGGCCAACUUCCUGAGUCAGUGAAGGAUAAUUCUCUUCUCUUCAUGCCAAAUGUGCUGAAAGUUUAUCUGGAAAAUGGACAGACAAAAUCCUUCAAGUUUGACUCAAGCACCUCCGUUAAGGAUGUGCUGCUGACCCUGCAAGAGAAAUUAUCUAUCAAAAGCAUUGAGCAUUUUUCACUGAUGUUGGAACAGACUAUGGAAAACUCCAGCACCAGGCUAAUGCUGCUACAUGAGCAGGAGAUGCUAACUCAGGUUACUCAGAGACCAGGAUUGCACAAGAUGAAAUGUUUCUUCCGUGUUGCUUUUGUUCCGCGAGAUCCGGUGGACCUGCUCCAUCAUGACCCCAUGACUUUUGAGUAUCUCUAUGUACAGAGCUGUAAGGACGUGGUUCAGGAGCGUUUCGGCUCUGAACUGAAAUACGAUGUGGCUCUACGUCUGGCCGCUCUCCAGAUGUACAUCCUCACCAUCAGCACCAAAAAAACCCAGAAAGUCUCACUGAAAUACAUUGAGAAAGAGUGGGGAUUGGCCCUCUUUGUUCCUCCAGCAGUUCUGACCAGCAUGAAAGAGAAAAACAUCAAGAAGGCUAUCGCACACAUUCUGAAAACCAACCAGAGCCUGGUUGCUCCUGGAAAAAAGUUGACGGCAUUGCAGGCUAAAGUUCACUACCUGAAGUACCUGAGUGACCUAAGGCUGUACGGAGGGAGAGUCUUUAAAUCCACACUGCUUCAAGCAGAGAAACACACAGAGGUGACUCUGUUAGUGGGGCCUCGGCAUGGAAUCAGCCAUGUGAUCAACCCUAAAACCAACAUGUUGGCUCUGCUGGCCGACUUCAGCCACGUCAACCGGAUCGAGAUGUAUACGGAAGACCAGUGGAAUGUCAGAGUGGAGCUCCAUGUGCUGGAUGUGAAGCCCAUCACUCUCAUAAUGGAGUCCAGUGAUGCCAUGAACUUGGCGUGUCUGACAGCAGGUUACUACCGGUUGCUGGUGGAUUCACGCCGCUCAAUCUUCAACAUGGCUAAUAACAGUAGUGCAGGCCAUGAUUCUAAAGAAAAGCACCACAUUCCGGCGAUUGAGUGGAACUGUUGUUCACAUAGUAGAUGGGAAGAUCACUGUAGCAGGCUUUUGGAGCCAGACUCUGCCCAAAAGUAUAUCACAGAGCUCCAGCAAGCACAGCAGCCAAGCAGGAGCAUGUGUAUGCCACCCCAUACCCAAUGUCAGUCCUUUAGGAGUAAAGCUCACGAUUCACCCAGAACCAGUGCUAAGGUGUCUUUUAUAUUUGGAGACCUUCAACUGGACAGUGUAAAUCCUCAGAAUUUGGGUUACCAGAGGUUGAUGGAGGACAUUCCAGAGGUUCUGGAUGAUCAUAGGUCAUAUUACAGGCAUCAGGGUAGUUAUAAACCUUUGGAAACUUGUUUGGAUGUGGACGGCUUUCAGUAUGAGAGUCACAUGGUGUAUGGGGACAGUAAAAUCUUCGGUCCGAUUGAUGGAAUUGAGGAGCCAUUGCUGCAUGACAUCUGCUAUGCUGAAACCGCAGACGAUGCAGAAGAUGAAGAUGAUAUCAGCUGUGAAGAUGACAUGUCAGUGAUGGCCAUGAUGGAUUCAAGAGAGAGGGCCAUGUCACUGCUUUCACUUUCAGAAUCGAGUGACGAUAUCAUCGACCUGACUUCCCUUCCUCCUCCACCGGAGGGAAAUGACGAAGAGGACAACAACGUUGUUUUGCAGUCGCUAAACUUAGCCAUAGCUGCUCCGCCUCCAGGAUUCAGAGACAGCUCAGAUGAAGAAGGAGAGCAAACAAGAAAAAAGACUAACUCGGACAUCCCGGUGUCUCUUAUUGACUCUGUCCCAAUACAUGUGGAAAGAAGGACAGAGGAAGGCUUGGACAGUUCCGUUGUUUCCACAUUGCAAGCCCUGGAAGCUUUAGCAGCCUCUGAAGAACAGUUGCACCCACAAUCAGAGAAUAGUUCAGGUGUAGGAAUAUCUCGGUCCUAUAGUCCAGAGUCUGCUUCAGAUUCCGGCAAUGAAACAAAUUCCUCUGAAAUGACUGAGAGCUCUGAGCUAGCAGCAGCACAAAAAAACCCAGAGAAUUUGCUGAAAAUGUUUGUAGCCACAGCUGAAGGUUAUCAGACACACGAUGCAGAAAAAACGGAAUUCCGUUCAACCGAUAACGUGAUGGCCAUGCCUGGAAACCAGAAGGAAGAACUGAGGUCCGGGAUUCUGCCUUCUUUUCAGAUUCGCCGUUCAGAUCAUCUGGACAUGGAGCCUGAAACCACGGAGACCAAAUCUCUAUCUGAUUACUUAAAAAAAAUGCAUGUGAAUUCUAUGAUUAGUGGCAGGCAUGGCAAAGUGGAUGACGGAGACUGCAGACUAAGAACUGGGGGCAAAAUAGAAGAAGCCCAUCAGAUGAAAACAGUCGGCACUCAUGUAGACAACAGUCUCAAGCGAUACAACGCCAGUGCAAGAGAACAUCUUCACUCGAGUCCUUUGGACCUUGAAAGGAUGCCCUUUCUGUCCCAAGACACCUCACCUAGAAGCAAGUUGGAUUCUGGUCAUUCUAACUCCACUAAUCAGAGAGGACCAUUGAUGGAUUUGACUUCUUGCUCUGCUACAGAUGAAGAGUACUUAAUUGAGCAAGUCAGACAGAACCAGCAAACCAGGGCACCUUUAUCCGAUAAGGAAGUGACACGGUUGUAUGAAUACCAUUUGCCUAAGAGGAUGUCCUCACUUCAGAGCGAAGGAAUUCAUUCCUUGCAGAGUUCCCAGUGCUCAUCCAUUGAUGCUGGAUGCAGUACAGGAAGCAGCAGUUGCGUCACACCCAUGGACUCACCACUCUGCACUACAGAUAAUAUCAAUUCCAUCUCUGAAUCUUCUUUAAGAGGUCUGGGAUACACAAAUUCAGAUGACAAAGGCUACAGUCAAGGCCAACACGGUAAACUCAUCCAUCAGUUCGCAGAUUCCUCGUUUUUACGGAAACACCAUGCUGGGACAGAUCCUGGUGCAGCACAUGAAGGAUGCCAAAGGAUGACCAAGAUGAGAGAAACUACAGUUUAGCACAUUGAGUGUGAAGCUGAAACAGAGUGUGUACCAUUUUCCUUCAGCACCUCUAGUGUAGUCUUGUGUGUCAAAUCCAGAGGUUGUAGGAGGCUUUCCCCUUCCCCUUAGAACAACAUGUGUUUGCCUCAGAAAGGCACUGAUGGAACUUCCAGUAAACUUUUAUAGAAACUUGUUGGCUUGUUUUUUGGGAUUUUCUUUUUAUGGCUCAGGUAGCUUUGGACCUUGACAAGAACCAAAUCAGAAGUCCAUGGGCAAUUCAACCACACUAAGACAACUUUACUGGUUCU
Messenger RNA from Trichomycterus rosablanca, 4029 nucleotides. RefSeq names its product FERM and PDZ domain containing 4 (gene frmpd4). The transcript is spliced from 17 exons. The record is from RefSeq and is a predicted model, not a curated record. Gene Ontology annotation, molecular function: protein binding. The coding region runs from base 158 to 3739 and encodes 1193 amino acids. Gene Ontology annotation, cellular component: cytoskeleton. Lineage: Eukaryota; Metazoa; Chordata; Actinopteri; Siluriformes; Trichomycteridae.